AUGUUAGAUGAAAAUCUUUCAUCGCAUUCAAAUCAUUCACAAAGCGAGUUAACCCAUCAUCAAGGCAAUCAAGAUAUUACUGUUGGUUCAUCUGGAUUAGGCCUCGGUGUAGCUGAAGAUCUCUCCUAUCACAAUGCAUCGGCAUUGAUGAAGAAAAAGAAAGGACGAAAGCCUAAAGGUUCACCUGAAAGCCUCACUGGUCCCGGUCAAACUCCAGGAGUGGCCGGUGUAUGUCCGAGCUCAACAAAGAGAAAGUCUCGUGAAGGUUCAACUACUUUUCUUUGGGAAUUUUUACUAAAAUUAUUACAGGACAAAGAGUAUUGUCCAAGAUUCAUCAAAUGGACCAACAGAGAGAAAGGUGAGUAUAAGUUACAUGCUAUUAAUCAAAAAGGGCACGAAAAUAAUUGAACGUAAACGUAACAAAUUUAUAUCACAAUUAAAUUAAAUUAGAUCACUUGAAACAUAUACAUUCAACUCACACA
This is a messenger RNA of Panonychus citri (citrus red mite), 482 nucleotides long. Its product is annotated as ecdysone-induced protein 74EF-like. Gene Ontology annotation, biological process: cell differentiation; regulation of transcription by RNA polymerase II. The transcript is spliced from 3 exons. Gene Ontology annotation, molecular function: sequence-specific DNA binding; DNA-binding transcription factor activity, RNA polymerase II-specific. The coding region runs from base 1 to 408 and encodes 135 amino acids. Gene Ontology annotation, cellular component: nucleus. The record is from RefSeq and is a predicted model, not a curated record. NCBI's taxonomy places the organism in Eukaryota, Metazoa, Arthropoda, Arachnida, Trombidiformes, Tetranychidae.